Messenger RNA from Carica papaya (papaya), 2627 nucleotides. The record is from RefSeq and is a predicted model, not a curated record. Lineage: Eukaryota; Viridiplantae; Streptophyta; Magnoliopsida; Brassicales; Caricaceae.
GUGAUUGUGACAGUAGAGCAUCACCUCAUCUGAAGAAAGAAUUGCUCAGGAUACAUUCUAAGGAAAAAACUUGGAGAGAGCGGCUUUGGAGAAGUGGCAUUGUAAGAUCAUCUCCCAUGUCCCCUCGUAAAUGUCCUGAAUAUGUGGGCACUGAAGAGGAUCCAACAUGCAUUAUUUGCCAACAGUAUCUUUAUCUUUCUUCAAUUGUUUGCCGUUGUAGGCCAUCUGCUUUUGUAUGUUUAGAGCACUGGGAACAUCUUUGCGAGUGCAAGCCCUCGAAACUUCGUCUUCUUUAUCGUCAUACACUAGCAGAAUUGCUUGACUUGGUUUCGAUGGUGGACAAAUAUUGUUAUGAGACACCACAAGAUAAUAGUUUGCAGAAACAAAUUUCGUGUCCCAAGGAACUAUACACUUACAGAAAAAAGGUGAAAGGUGGGCAUGCUACUUUGGCUCAACUUGCAGAAAAAUGGCUUUCACGGUCACGCAAGAUUAUUGAGCAUGCAUUUUCUAGUGAUGAUUAUACCAUUCAACUGGAGGAAGCUGAACAAUUUCUUUGGGCUGGCUCUGAGAUGGAUCCUGUCCGGCAUGUAGUUAAGAAUCUGACUGAAGCAAAAAAAUGGGCGGCAGGCAUAAGAAAUUGUAUUUCAAAAGUUGAAAACUGGUCUUGCAAUUCCUGUGAUUCAGAAAAAGUAUCACUGGAAUAUGUUAAUGAGUUGCUGAUGUGGGAUCCUGUUCCCUGUAAUGAGCCUUUGCAUCUCAAAUUGAAGAAUCAUGCAGAAGAGGCUAGGAAGUUGGUUCAGGCAAUUGAUGGUGCUCUAUUAACCUGUCCCAGCGUUUCUGAGUUGGAAUUACUGUAUACCAAAGCUUGUGGUUUACCAAUAUAUGCGAGUGAAAUAGGAAAACUAUUACAGAAAAUUUCUUCUGCAAAGGUAUGGAUAGAAAGUGCAAAAGAGUGCAUCUUGGACAAACGUCCUGGGGGAGUUGAGUUGGAUGCUCUUUACAAGUUGAAUUUGGAGAUAAUGGAGCUUCAGGUUCAACUCCCAGAAACAGAGAUGAUUCUGGAUUUAUUAAGGCAAGCUGAAUCAUGUCGUGCUAGAUGUAAUGAAAUGUUGAGUGUUUCUAUUAAUUUAAAGGAUGUUGAGCUACUGCUACUGGAACUGGAUGGUUUCACUGUCAACAUACCAGAGUUGAAGCUUCUGAAGCAAUACCACAAUGACACUCUUUCCUGGAUUUCUCGCUUUAAUAACAUUUUGGUGAAUGUCCAUGAACGGGAAGAUCAAGAAAAUGUGGUUGAUGAGUUAAGUUGCCUUAUAAAGGAUGGGACAUCUUUGAGGAUUGCAGUUGAUGAAUUGCCUCUUGUUGAGAUUGAGUUGAAGAAGGCUUCUUGCAGGGAAAAGGCUCAGAAGGCACGUGGUGUGAAAACGUCUUUGGACUUUAUUCAGCAACUGAUUGCUGAGGCUGUAAUCUUACAGAUUGACGGGGAGAAAUUAUUUGUUGAUAUUACUGGAAUGCUGAAGACUGCUAUUGACUGGGAGGAAAGAGCAAGCAAUGCUCUUGCUUGUGAAGCUCAGAUGUUUGACUUUGAGGAUCUCAUGAGGAUGUCGGAAACCAUUGGUGUUUUUCUACCUUCUCUAGAUGCUGUCAAAGAUGCAGUUUCAGUGGCAAAAUCCUGGCUUAAGAAUUCAAAGCCAUUUAUAAUUUCUGCUUCUUCCAUUAUGCCUGCUUCUUCCGUCCAGCUGGAAUUUGAGGCAUUGAAGGAAUUAGUUUCUCAGUCUAAGCUUCUGAGGAUAUCAUUUGAAGAGCGACAAAUACUAGAAAAGGUUUUAAAGAAUUGUGAGGAGUGGGAGCAAAAUGCAUGUUCUCUUCUGCAAGAGGCCAAGUACUUAUUGGACACAGGAAAUGUCAAUGAUGCUACGAACAUUUGUCUUAUUUCAGAAAUUGAAAGUAUGCUUACCCGACUGCAAUCUACUAUGAGAUCUGGUUUAUCCCUUGGUUUCAAUUUUCGUGUAAUUCUAGAACUUCAAAAUGCAUAUGCAAAACUGCAAUGGUGCAAUAAGGUCCUUUCUUUUUGUUCCACUGCUCCUACUCUGGAGGAUGUUGAGACUUUGAUGGAAACUGCUGAGCAUCUAUCUUCUACCACAUUUGGGUGUCCUCUGCUGUGGAGUUCAUUAGUCAAGGGGGUCAAAUGGCUUAAACGAGCAUUAGGGUUAGUUUGUCCUCCAUGUAGUUUUAGAAUAUCCACGUUGAGUGAGGCUGAAGAAGUUCUUGCUGAAUCUAAGAAUAUUGAGAUCUCUUUCCAAGUGGUUAUUUGUCAACUUCAGAAUGCUAUCCAGGAACAUAAGUUAUGGCAAAAUCAAGUGGAUCAGUUUUUCAGUAUGAAGUUUGAAGAGAGGUCUUGGUCUCAGAUAUUGCACAUCAAGGAUUUGAGUCAAUAUGAAGGGCAAUCUAAUUUUCGCACCAAAAUUUUGCAGGAGAUGUGGGAUUCAAACCUACUUAUUCUAAAAGAUGAUAUAUCCAUUAAAUUUCACAUGUGUACUGAGUCAUAUCUCUAUAUUCAGACUCUACCCUUGAGUAAGAUACAACUGUUUAUUUUUUACUUUUCCGUGAUACGAGAUUCGCACAAAUAA